Messenger RNA from Fonsecaea monophora, 366 nucleotides. RefSeq lists its product as hypothetical. The record is from RefSeq and is a predicted model, not a curated record. The coding region runs from base 1 to 366 and encodes 121 amino acids. NCBI's taxonomy places the organism in Eukaryota, Fungi, Ascomycota, Eurotiomycetes, Chaetothyriales, Herpotrichiellaceae. The transcript has a single exon.
AUGAAGUCUCUCCGACGGCCACUGGCCUUCGUGCGGCCAGUCCCGCUCCUCCUCCCUAGAGCUUCACUGCGCACCUUCAGCGCCGCCCGCCGGCACGCGCAGCCUCAGCGUCCCUCGAGCACGACGAGCUCCGCACCAGAGCGACCCGUCAACUUCUACAGCACGCACGGCCGCGCGUUCUUCAAAGCCAUCACCCUGGCGUUCCUGACGUACCAGAUCGCGUAUUGGGCCUGGUUGACCGUGGAGACCGAGUACCUCAAGGACGAGAAGAACCGGGAGAUCAGGUCGCUCGAGCAGGAAGUGAGGUUGUUGGAUGAGGGCCGGAAGGCGCACAGGCCUGAUUCCUCUUCAGGAUCAUCUGGAUAA